AUGGAUAAUCAUAUGACACAACCGUUUCAAAUAGCCAAUGAUGAAAAUGUUGGAGCGGUAAACAAAGUUAAACCUUCCCAACGAGGUCGAGCUGCAUUAACAGAUGUUACCAGCAAUAUCAAUAAUAGGAGAUUUGAUGACCAAACUACCAAGAAGAACAGUAAUUAUACUACUUUAGCAUCGAGAUACAUCGAUAAAUAUCAAACUGAACAAGAACUACGAACAUCGAUAGCAUCAAAGGACUCUCAACCUCUACCAAAAAAUAAUUAUAUACGAGACGAGGAGGUAGCUGAUAUUGACGUGGACGAGCCAGAGCUCCACCAAGACGUAGAGUCGGAUGACUUUGAGGAAGAUACUGAAAAGGAAGUGAUUCCAUUGUUACCUAUAUAUGAUGACGCUUCAAAUUAUGAAUUAAAAAAUGCAUACACACUUUAUGACUCCACAGCAUUGGAUCUCUCGGAUGACGAUACAUACGAUAUUAUGAUGGUAUCUGAGGAUUCUAAACAUAUUUUUAAAUACAUGAGAAAGUUAGAACUACAAUUUAGUCCCAACCCAAAUUAUAUGGAAUUACAACCCCAUUUGAAGUGGUCGUUCAGAGCAACUUUACUUGAUUGGCUUGUCAAAGUUCAUUUAAGAUUUCAAUUAUUGCCCGAAACGUUGUAUUUAACUGUGAAUUUAAUUGAUCGAUUCCUAUCUUUGAAAGUGGUAACUUUGAAUAAAUUUCAAUUGGUCGGUGCCACAGCUUUGUUCAUUGCAGCAAAAUAUGAAGAAAUAAAUUGCCCCACUUUAAAUGACAUUAUUUAUGUCCUUGAUGGUCUAUAUGAGAAGCAGGAAAUUCUAGAUGCUGAACGAUUCAUGAUUAAUUCAUUAGAAUAUGAGAUUGGAUGGCCGGGACCGAUGUCCUUUUUAAGAAGAAUCAGUAAAGCAGAUGAUUAUGAAUACAAUAUUAGAACCCUAGCAAAAUAUUUAUUGGAAAUAACAAUAAUGGACCUUAGUUUAGCAGGUGCCCCCGCCAGUUGGCUUGCCACUGGUGCAUACUAUCUGAGUAAAAUUAUAUUAGGUGACAAUUCUUGGUCACCCAAGCAUGUCUAUUAUUCGGAAUUUACAAAGGAUCAAUUAAUACCGUUAGUUAGUGUAAUAAUUGAUAAUUGUAAAGAUCCUAUGACAACUCAUGAGGCUAUCUGUGAGAAGUAUUCGAGUCGUCGUUAUCAAAGAUCGGCUACUUUAGUAUUCAAAUGGAUAAGUGCAGCACAAGAGAAAAUUAAUGUUUAA
Molecule: messenger RNA, 1272 nt
Organism: Naumovozyma castellii
Lineage: Eukaryota; Fungi; Ascomycota; Saccharomycetes; Saccharomycetales; Saccharomycetaceae
Gene: CLB4
Product: B-type cyclin CLB4
Exons: 1
Coding region: 1-1272 (423 amino acids)
Source: RefSeq, a predicted model, not a curated record